AUGCAUGGCAGGGCACGGACCCUCAGGAUUUGCGGCGCUCUCCACACGUCACUCGUCCUAUUAUUAUCAUCCUUAUCCCCCGACCAUCCGCAGAUUGGCAGUUUGGACGCCCGACGACACCUCCUGUCCACCUCGACGGUCGCGCGUCGUGGCGCUACCAUGGCCGCCUCGCCCAAGCUGUUCCCCAGCCCGGAAGCCAGGAGCCACAAUGCCGCCAACCGAUGGACAACCCGUAUAAUUCCCAUUUUCCUCCUCGCGGUCAUCGGCUUCGCUUGCUGGGCCCUCACCAAACCUAUCUGCAUUGACUUCUUUAUUGCUCGAAACCAACUCGGCAGCGCAAUCGUCCUUCUCGUCCUUCACUACAUCUUCCUAAUAUUAAUGCUCGUAUGCUAUGCCCGUACGCUAUACGCUGUUACAUACAACGCGGGCGUUGUGCCCCUCGAACCGAAGCUUGGCCUCGAGUCCUUCUACACCCGCGAUUUCUACACCUGCCGGAGCGACGGCCUCCCAAUAUGGUGCUCCGACUGCCAGAACUGGAAGCCUGAUCGAGCCCACCACUCUGGCGAGAUCCAGCGGUGUGUCCAGAAGAUGGACCAUUACUGUCCUUGGGCAGGGGGAAUGAUCGGAGAGACAGCUUUCUUUGGCUUGUUCUCAUUCACCAUGGCCGCCAUGUCACACGGCUAUGCCCUAAGCAACAUCACAAACAUCGAAAACCUGAGUCGGAGGACCAAGGUUCACCAGCUCGCCAUCCGGAUCCCGCUCAACCAGACGCCGAAUUCUGACAAUAGCGCCAUGCCGAGUGACUAUGAGACCAUAACUUUCCCACUGGCAAAUCCUAAUUUCGACGGGAAUCAAUUCAUAUACGAGAACCAGAACGGCGCCAACAGAGCCAGCCAGCAUGCCCCGGAGCACAAGUUUGCUAUCGUGAAGACCGAGGUGGGCGAGAAUCCGUGGGACAUGGGGAGCUACUACCAGAACUGGAAGUCCGUGAUGGGGGACAAAGGCGUUUUCGACUGGCUUCUACCUCUUCGGCUCUCUCCCUGUUGCAACUACAACGGCGAAUACCCCACGGGCCCGGUGGUGGAUAGACUGCGUGAAAGUUUGAAGAAAUGA
Messenger RNA from Diaporthe citri, 1113 nucleotides. RefSeq lists its product as uncharacterized. The transcript is spliced from 3 exons. Gene Ontology annotation, molecular function: palmitoyltransferase activity. The coding region runs from base 1 to 1113 and encodes 370 amino acids. The record is from RefSeq and is a predicted model, not a curated record. Lineage: Eukaryota; Fungi; Ascomycota; Sordariomycetes; Diaporthales; Diaporthaceae.